This is a messenger RNA of Ylistrum balloti, 1119 nucleotides long. RefSeq lists its product as uncharacterized. The record is from RefSeq and is a predicted model, not a curated record. Lineage: Eukaryota; Metazoa; Mollusca; Bivalvia; Pectinida; Pectinidae. The transcript is spliced from 9 exons. The coding region runs from base 1 to 1119 and encodes 372 amino acids.
AUGACGGCAUUUCAUUAUGGGGUGUUUACGAACAAUUCUGAGCUGCCUAUAGAGGACAGUAGGUCCUGCAGGUGGAAACAACAUAAGUCCUCACUGAGUUAUGCCGUCGCCUUUGUGACUCCUAGCGAUGUUUCAAAGCUUCUUUCGUAUGACUGUUUACCAGAUGGAAUAAUUCAUGUCCAUGGAGUUCCAAAGGGGUAUACUAUCACCAGUAUCCACGGUGGAUCUAGCUGUCAAGUGACACAGAUCGAAGCACAUGACUAUGCCCUUGGACGUUCAUGCACGCAACAUGAGUAUUACAACUACCCGUACUACAAGUACUUAUAUCGCGCUGACAUACAGAUCAGUCACUCGUCCUCAAACAUCGUUGGAGGGAAUGGCUUUAACCCUUUCCGUCUGAUAUGUGACAAAAUCCACUCAGGCGGAAAGGUGUUCGAUCUCGUAACACACAUGUAUGUCAACGACAGUUCUCGUUAUGGUUCCAGUGUUAUCCCGACACUACCUUACGCCAGGAAAUCAGAAAAUAACCGGAGAUAUACACGUCAACCUGAAAUGUUUUUCUCAAAGUCACAAUAUUCAAAUUAUCCUGACUAUUAUAAUGAUAUUAUCACCGGAAGCUUGGUAUAUGUUCACAUCAGUAGCGGUGACCAACACUAUGCUGUGAGACCAGAAAACUGUACUGCCAGAGCAUCGUAUUACGAUUACGGUGGAGAUAAUUCAGUUGAACUAUGGGAUGUCACGAAGGACAGGUGUGUGCUGGAGCCGUAUCUGAUGGAAAAAUUUGUCAGCAGAGACAAUGACCAAACCGCGGUUUCUGCACCCCUGUAUGCAUUCCAUUUUGGAUCCAGGUCCGACUACAACACUCACGCUGUAUAUUUUGAAUGUUCCGUUCGUGUUUGUAGCCGUGGAUCUUUCAGCUGCAAUUUGAAUGUAUGUGAUGAUGUAAGGCGGGGAGAAAGGAGUGCUGAAGACGAUGAUGAUUAUGACCAUCACUUGGUGACAAAGACAUUGGAAAUACGACAGAAUGGGAAUAGCUCAGACAAAAAACGGUGCUCCAUCGUCACUACUGUGCUUGGUGUUCUUGCCAUGGCAUUUUCCAGGAAGUUCAUGGGCAUGUGA